Molecule: messenger RNA, 2004 nt
Organism: Physcomitrium patens
Lineage: Eukaryota; Viridiplantae; Streptophyta; Bryopsida; Funariales; Funariaceae
Product: U-box domain-containing protein 25
Biological process (GO): protein ubiquitination
Molecular function (GO): ubiquitin protein ligase activity
Source: RefSeq, a predicted model, not a curated record
GCCAUUCACUGACUCAUCUCCUCCUUCAGCCUUCAUCUUCUCCACCUCGCGGACUAUUCCUGACCCUCUCGGUAGGCGCGUAUUUAUUCAACACAACGGAAGCCUAGAUUUCUUGACACGCAGGAAGCACUGUUGUGAAUCAUGUCGCAAUCGCUGUAGAGUUUCGACAUUGUGAAGCUGGUGUGGAUGAGAUUGAGGCGGUCGAGUGCUGCAGCUCUAGACAAGGGAGAAUUGGUCUGGGUAUGGACCGGAAAGAACAUGGUUGGGUGCUCGGUGUUGCUGGAAGCGUCAGGAUUGGUUGCAAGAGCGGCGAGGGACGACUGAUAUAAAGGAGGGGAAUUGGAGCUUAGAUGCUGUGAAAGAGGAAGAGUGUGUGAAAGAGGAAGUGUGUAGGAAUUAGAAGUACAUGGGAUUAGAUAUGGCGCUUGGCUCUAGCCUGCAGGUGCAGGAGAGGACGCAACUGAAGCUGCAGCUUCCGCACCAGGUGAUCGUCCCGGCGUUUUUUCUGUGCCCCAUAUCGCUGGAGCUGAUGCGGGAUCCCGUGACGUUAUGCACAGGAAUGACGUUCGACCGCGCCAGCAUAGAGCGGUGGCUGGGACUCGGGCACAACACGUGCCCUGCGACUAAUCAGAUUCUCGAGAGCCAGGAGCUCAUUCCAAAUCAUACUCUUCGACGUCUCAUUCAGAACUGGUGUGUUGCCAAUAAGGCUUACGGCGUGGAGCGAAUCCCAACUCCGAAAGCGCCGGCGGAGCCAGGCGACGUGAAGCAGUUGCUCGAAGGCAUCGGUCAAUGUGAGGAGGUGGGGUGUGAUUCCUUGAAGAAUCUGUGGAGUUUAGCGAAAGAGUGUGAGCGCAACAGGAGGUGCAUUGAGAAAGUGGGGGCGGUCCCCAUUCUCGCUAAGGCUUUGGCCCAACUAUGGGUGGGCAUGCGCUACUCUGCGGGUUGCAACAGGGGUCGGGAGGUAGCUUGUGAAGAGGCAUUGGCCACAAUCGCGCUGCUUCAGCUUGACGAUGGCGACAGGAGGGCUCUGGUUGCUCCAGAGUCACUCGAGUGUUUGGUAUUUCUCCUCACGUCCGGAAGUCUGGACGCGAAGUUAAACGCGGCCGACGUUAUUCAUACUUUGUGUGAGGAGGAUCCUCAUGUGAAAACUGCCGUGGCUAGCCUCCCUGGAGCCAUGAAAGGGCUUGUAAACCUCCUCAAGGAUGAUUUGUGUCCAAGAGCAGUCCAGGCAGGUUUGCGGUGCUUGUUGUGUGUCUGCCUUCCCCGAAGUAACCGUGUCAUGGCCAUUGAGUGUCGAGCUAUAAGCGUUGUGGUGGAGCUUUUGCCGAACACCGAGAAGAGAACCAAGGAGCUGGCAUUCGCGGUUAUGGAGAUUCUCGCUAACUGCGCCGAAGGUCGGGAGGCGAUCUCCAACCACGCCCUGGCCAUCCCCAUGAUAGUCAAAUCAAUGUUGGGCGUCUCGCAACGCGUUACGGAAUGCGCUGUGUCGACCUUGUGGGUCGUUCUUUCCUACGCCUCCAACCGAAGUGUUACAAAUACGGCGUUGCAAGCAGGAGCAUUCGCCAAUCUGCUCAUGUUACUGCCUGGCGAGUGCAGCCAGCGCGCGAAGCACAAAGCCCGGGACAGCUUGAGGCUCCUCAACGAGAACUGGGGUAGCUACACUUGCAGACCCGCCGACGAAGCUCGCAUCAUCAACAAGCGAGACUUGGGUCAGCUGCGAUUUAAGACCGAUCUAGUGUAAAUUUUUAGUGCCACCUUUUUUCAGGUUCCAGGAGACAAAUGUAGCUCCAGUUCAUUUGUUCGAAGACCAAGUGAUUGCACAUCUUGGAGCGCCACGUUACUGUUAUUCUUUUAGGGCGCUGUGAUUACCGCGACCUUCACCAGAUUGUAUAGCUGUAGAACAUUAAAUUGAUGGAAAAAUUAAAAAAUGGAAAAAAGAAACGGCCUUUCUGACUCCUUCCAGAACUGGAUUCGUUUUUUUUCUUUUCUUUUCAUUAACCGGCA